UUGUUUCAAAACAAAAAUUUGCAGACAAUCGGCAUGCUCAGCGUUUUUCUUAUAUAGAGAUUCAAAGCACGUCAUAAUUACUUACUGGCAAUAUUUUCUGGGACCACACAAACGCACACUACAGUCAGAAUGAAGAUCAACGUGGAUGGCUUAUUGGUUUAUUUUCCAUUUGACUACAUUUACCCAGAACAGUAUAUGUACAUGCUGGAGCUGAAGAGGUCUCUAGAUGCAAAAGGUCACUGUGUGUUGGAAAUGCCUUCAGGAACAGGAAAGACUAUCACGUUACUUUCCCUCACUGUGGCUUAUAUGAAGGCGUAUCCUCUAGAAGUUACCAAAGUCAUCUAUUGCUCUAGAACAGUACCAGAAUUAGAGAAGGUGAUUGAAGAAUUGAAGAACCUGAUGCAGUACUAUGAGAGAGAGGCUGGGGAAGACAGACCUAAGAUAAUGGCUCUAGCCCUCAGUUCAAGGAAAAAUCUCUGCAUUCAUCCAGGGAUCAGCCAGAACCAGGAUGGUAAAACAGUCGACAGUAACUGCCAUCAGCUGACGGCCACACAUGUACGAAUGAGACACAAGAGAGACCCAGAAAAUGUUCCCUCCUGCAGUUUCUAUGAGAAAUUUGAUAUGAAUGGAAGAGAAGUCCCUUUACCUGAAGGAGUAUACGGUUUGGAUGAGCUUAAAGAUUAUGGAAGACGAAGAGGGUGGUGUCCUUACUUCCUUGCCAGAUAUGCAAUUUCCCAUGCAAACAUUGUUGUCUACAGCUACUAUUACCUUUUGGAUCCUAAGAUAGCAGACCUGGUGUCCAAGGAACUGUCGAGGCAAUCAAUCGUCAUAUUUGAUGAAGCACAUAAUAUAGACAAUGUGUGUAUAGAAUCCAUGAGUGUAACCAUCAGUAGAAGAACACUGGACAAAUGUACCCAGAAUAUAGAGGCCCUCACCAAACACAUUGACAGAAUCAAAGACUCUGACACUGAUCGCCUCCAGGACGAGUACAGGAGACUUGUGGAUGGUCUGAGGGAGGCACACAUCAACAGGGAAACAGACGUUGUUCUCUCCAAUCCUGUACUACCAGAUCAAAUUCUCCAAGAGGCAGUGCCAGGUAAUAUUAGGAAUGCCGAGCACUUCCUAUCCUUCAUGAAGAGAUUCCUGGAGUACAUGAAGAUACGUCUGCGGGUACAGCAUGUCGUGUCAGAGAGCCCACCGUCAUUUCUAAAGGACUGUGCGCAAAAAGUCUGCAUAGACCGCAAACCUCUCCGGUUUUGUGCUGAGCGACUGAGAUCCCUACUCAGGACAUUAGAAAUUAUUGACCUCCAGAACUUCACCCCUCUAACUGUCAUCUCUCACUUCGCCACACUAGUCAGCACCUACACAAAAGGUUUCUCCCUCAUCAUUGAGCCAUUUGAUGACAGGACACCGACCAUAUCCAAUCCAAUUCUCAACUUUAGCUGUAUGGAUGCGUCCAUUGCCAUUAAGCCUGUGUUUGAUCGUUUCCAGUCUGUUGUAAUCACAUCUGGGACUCUGUCCCCUAUGGACAUGUACCCAAAGAUCUUGGACUUCCGACCAGUGACCGUGGCAUCCUUCUCUAUGACACUGGCCCGUACCUGUAUCUGUCCUAUGAUUGUGAGCAAAGGGAAUGACCAAGUAGCCAUGAGUACAAAAUUUGAAACAAGGGAAGACAUAGCUGUGAUUCGUAACUAUGGCAACCUUUUGGUCGACUUUUCGGUGAUAGUUCCUGAUGGGAUUGUGUGCUUUUUCACAAGCUAUGUGUACAUGGAAUCUACGGUGGCCUCCUGGUAUGAACAGGGAAUCAUUGACCAGGUACAGAAACACAAACUGCUAUUUAUAGAGACCCAGGAUGGCGCAGAGACUACACUGGCCCUACUCAACUAUCAAAAGGCUUGUGAGAACGGUCGAGGUGCUGUGCUGCUGUCAGUGGCAAGAGGAAAAGUGUCGGAAGGAAUUGAUUUCGAUCAUCACUAUGGCCGUGCUGUUAUCAUGUUUGGUGUGCCCUAUGUUUACACUCAGAGCAGGAUUCUCAAGGCUCGGCUUGAGUACCUUCGUGACCAGUACCAGAUCCGAGAGAAUGAUUUCCUGACAUUUGAUGCCAUGCGACAUGCUGCCCAGUGUCUGGGACGUGUGCUCCGAGGGAAGACGGACUAUGGAGUCAUGGUGUUUGCUGACAAGAGGUUUGCCCGUGCUGACAAACGUGGAAAGUUACCUCGCUGGAUGCAGGAGAACCUGUCCGACAAUCUAUGUAACCUGUCAACAGACGAGGCUAUACAGGUGUCUAAGAGAUUCCUGCGACAGAUGGCCCAGCCCUUCAGCAGGGAGGACCAGCUUGGACUGUCCCUACUCACGCUGGAACAGCUACAGUCAGAGGAGAUGCAGAAAAAGAUACAACAGAAGAUGGCCCUUAUCGGUUGAUAGAGCUGCAUGCACAAUCAGUAUGACAUUAUCAGAAAGGGGACAUAUCCUACCUGUUUCAGUUGACAGCAUGACAUACUCAUGCUCUGUUUGUUGAAUUCAGAUACUGAGAUUAAUAGAAUCUUUCACCCCCUUGGGGGUGAGAUAGGAGAAUCUCAACCCAAGGGGAAAGAUUCUUAAG
Messenger RNA from Mizuhopecten yessoensis (Yesso scallop), 2602 nucleotides. Its product is annotated as TFIIH basal transcription factor complex helicase XPD subunit-like. The record is from RefSeq and is a predicted model, not a curated record. Gene Ontology annotation, cellular component: nucleus. Gene Ontology annotation, biological process: positive regulation of mitotic recombination; transcription by RNA polymerase II; nucleotide-excision repair. NCBI's taxonomy places the organism in Eukaryota, Metazoa, Mollusca, Bivalvia, Pectinida, Pectinidae. Gene Ontology annotation, molecular function: DNA helicase activity; damaged DNA binding; ATP binding. The coding region runs from base 130 to 2421 and encodes 763 amino acids. The transcript is spliced from 25 exons.